CUGGAGGUAGAAUGUUGACAGUCACACAGGACUCAGUGCCAACACACAAGGACAUGGACAUAGGGUGAGGAGGCAGCCAGGGGCCCCUUGUCAGGUAGGCCCUGGGGCAGUGCUUCUGCAAAGGCAGCAGGAAUCCCAAGGGGCCUCUCCUCCCAUCUGGGCCAAGGUCAGAGCUGCUCCGCUUUCUGGAUCUUUAGUAUCCUGGCACCUUCAGGCAGGAGAAAGCGAAAGCAUUUCUGCUCUGCUGUUCAGGGAAAAGACUCACUUCCAGGAACAGAAACUGAAAACUGCCCUCACAUGAUCUCCCUCUCCCAGGGUGGGGGCAUGGCUAGGGGAGGACUUUCAUAUACCGGGAGGGGAGGGUGAGUGCGCCAAGCCUCUUAAGCUUCGCAGUCUGGCCCUUUCCCUUCACUCUGCUUCAGGUCAUUCUCUGCUCUUCCUAGCACAAUCCUCAUCCCUCGCUUCCAUCUUUCCAUGUUUACCUGAAAUCAAGUUUUGGACCAUCUCAGCAGGAACUGCCUCUGUGCGGAAGGGCUGUGACCCCCUCCCCAGGGAGCAGGCGAAGUAGCAGGAGUGCCCUGUGCCCCCAGAUCACAGACACUCUGUUCCAGCAACUGGUUACACCAAUAUGGGGGUGUUCUCGCGGUCCCCUCCCACUCUACUGUCUGCAUCCUUGACCUCGGUUAUGUCACAUCAGGACUGGGGUGUUUUAUCCAAGGAUGAGGCUGUGAAGAUUGAGAAAGACUUAGAAGACGGGAACUUGCUGAAGGUGGUCUCUGACAUGAGGCGGCCUCUGGAGCUGGUGUCCCAGACGCCAGUCAACAUCGCGGUGACAGGAGAAUCUGGCAAUGGCAUGUCCACCUUCAUCAAUGCGCUUCGCGAGAUAGGACAUGAGGAGGAGGCCUCAGCACCCACGGGGGUGGUCACAACUACCGAAACCCGUGCUGCCUAUUCAUCCCCCCUGUUUCCAAAGGCUGUGCUGUGGGACCUGCCUGGCACAGGGGUGGCUACUGAUACCUUGCAGGAGUAUCAUGUGGAAAUGCAGUUCAGCCAGUACGACCUCUUCAUCAUCAUCGUGUCCCAGCAGUUCAGCAUGAAUCACGUGAUGCUCGCCAAAACCAUCGCGGAUAUGGGAAAGAAGUUCUACAUUGUCUGGACCAAGCUGGACCUGGACCUCAGCUCAAGCACCCUCCCAGGGUGUGAGCUACAACAGACCAUCAAAAACCACAUCUUGAGAAGUCUCCAGAAGCAGCGAGUGUGCGAACCCCCCAUAUUCCUGGUUUCCAGCCUUAAACCUUCUUCACACGACUUCCCAGGUCUCAGAGACACAUUGCAAAGGGACCUGUCCCGAGUCAGAUGCGAUGGCCCUCUUCAACACCUCAUGCAUGCCUGCGAGAAGAUCAUCAGCCACAGAGUGGCGUCCAUGCAGCGGAAAAUUACUCUACAACCUCUGCAAGGCUUCCUGGGCUUCUGGUAUGCAGAUGACUUGGCCGAGUGUCUGGAAGCCUACCGAUCAGUGUUUGGUGUAAACGGUGAAGCUCUCAGGGGGUAUGAGCAGAGCAAGAGGAGCACGCUCACAGACUACACGAGCGUCAUGAGGUCCCACGAUGUGCAGCGUGUCCGCUGGAGGGACUGGAAACUCUGGGCCAUGACCUUUGUAGUCACGAAGAUGUUCUUCUUCUGUCUUAGCUUGUGCCCAGGCUUACGCAGCUGUGUCAUUCCAUACUUUAGACAGAUGAAACAUAGACGCUGCCUCAAGAUAGUUGCCGAGGAAACGAAGACAGUCCUGGGUAAAAUGCUGAGAGACUCUGUCAUGGCCUGCGACACUCAGUGUGGGAAAAAGCUUCCAGCAGAUCCAGCAGGCUCUCUCUCAGGUGGCCCUAAGAACUGGGGGGUGGGGGCGUCCUCUUCUCACCGCCCCUAGCUGAUAGAUUUAGAUGAAUAUUUUCUUCUGUGUUUCAGUGUUACAAAUUCCUUAAGAAUCGUGAUGGGGGCCUGCGCCGUGGGGUGGCAGGGAAAGCCACUGUUGGCAGCACUGUCAUCCCAUUUGGGUGCUGAUUUGAGACCCGGCUGCUCCAUGUUCAAUCCAGCUCCCUAAUAAUGUACCUGGGAAAGCAGCAGAAGAUGUAUCAAGUGCUUGAGCCCCUGCAUCCACGUUGGAGGCCUGAGGAAGCUCCUGGUUCUUGGCUUCAGUCUGGCCCAGCCCUUGCCAUUGCGGCCAUUUGGGGAGUGAACCAGCUGAUGGAAGAUUCUCUCUCUCUCUCUCUCUCUCUCUCUCUCUCUUUCUGCCUCUCCCUUGCAGUAACUCUGCCUUUCAAACAAUAAGUAAGUCUUAAAAAAUGAUGCAUGAUGAAAAAAUGAUGCAUGAUGAAAAGCACUCAUCUCGCUAGCACAAACCAUAAUGUGCCAUUUCUCCGGGGAGGAAUUCUGUUGUUGUGCAUGAAAGCAUUAAGUCAGGUUCUCAGAACCACAGAUUGAAAUUGUGCCUUCCACUGCAAAGUGCCCUGCAUGUCCAAACCAGUGUCUUUCCCACCUCUGACGUCAUUAAAGCUGGCAUCAUUCCUCUUCAUAAACCUUGUCAUUCUCGCAUUUCUUUGUCUCUCUUACUUACAGGACUUAGUGGCACAUCCCUGGUGCAGAAGGGCUGGUCAUAGUUUUAGGGGGCCGAUGGACACUGUGGUUGGAUCUGCUCUUUGAACCCCAGCUUAGCUUGAUGCUCCAGAGGCCAUUGACCUGCACAGCAUUCUCCACCAAGUGCCCUCAAUGAUCAGUGUUUUUUUUUUUUUAUUUAUUAUUUAUUUUUUCAAAGAUUUACUUACUUAUUCAAAAGGCAGAGUUACAGAAAGAGAGAAGCAGAGACAGAGAGAAAGGUGUUCCAUCUGCUGGUUCACUCCCCAAAUGGACACAACAACCAGAUUGGGGUAAUCUGAAGCCAGGAGCAAGAAACUUCUUCUAGGUCUCCACGAGGGUACAGGGCCAAGCUCUUGGCCCAUCUCCACUGCUCUCCCUGGUGCACCAGCACAGAGCCAGACCAGAAGUGGAGCAUCUGGGACUCGAACAAGCACCAACUUGGGAUGCCAGCACUGCAGGCUGAGGCUUCGUCUCUCUGUCCCAGCACUGGCCGCACUCAUGCUCCUGGGAAAGCAGUGUACUUGGCCCUGCCAUCCACAUGGGAAACCUGGAUGGCAUCCCAGGCUCCCAGUGUCAGCCUUGCCCAGCCUUGGUUGUUGCAGACGUCUGAUGACUAGACCAGCUGUUAGAAGAUCUCUCUGUCUCUUUCUCUCUCUGUAACUCUGCCCUUCAAAUAUAUGAAUAAACCAACCAACCAACCAA
Oryctolagus cuniculus (rabbit) is the source of this 3333-nucleotide messenger RNA. The record is from RefSeq and is a predicted model, not a curated record. Lineage: Eukaryota; Metazoa; Chordata; Mammalia; Lagomorpha; Leporidae.